This is a messenger RNA of Drosophila mojavensis, 1296 nucleotides long. RefSeq names its product adenylate cyclase, terminal-differentiation specific. The record is from RefSeq and is a predicted model, not a curated record. The transcript is spliced from 2 exons. Bases 184 to 1068 code for a protein of 294 amino acids. Lineage: Eukaryota; Metazoa; Arthropoda; Insecta; Diptera; Drosophilidae.
GAAUUUUUUUUUUUUUUUUUUCAAAUUCAAAUCCUAGCUUCAAUGAAGUUGCCUACGAUUCCAGUGUCAAAUAUUUUCAUUGUUCAUUGCCAGCAAAUUAAGGAAACUGUAACACACGUCGAAAUUUCAAAAAAAAAAAAAAAGUAAAUAAAAAAUUAAAAAAAUUCCAACAAAAAGUUUCUAAUGGAUAUUUUUAUCAAAAUGCCUGAUGUGCCAUCGCGUGAUGAAGUGCAGAAUCUAAGCCUGGAUGAGUACUUUCGUUUGUAUGUGCAAAAUAAGCCGGUCAUGAGAAAGCGGAGUACUUAUCCGUAUCCGGGUUCGUAUGGUCCGGCUCAGUAUUCGGGUCGGUAUCCGAGUCAGGCGCAACAGCGCCGUCGCUACGAGCGCUCGCACUACUUUGCGCCGGAAUAUCAGCGCCAGCAGCAGGAGCAGCAGCAAAAACUGCUAAAGCAGCAGAAAAGUCCACAGCAGCAGCAGGAACAACAGCCUGAGAGCAUGUUUAUGGACCUAGAUAUCCUCAACAAUCUGCGCCAGGAGAUGGAGCUGCUGCGGAAGCAAUGCGUCAGCGAGUAUCGUCAGCUGGAGCACCGUUUGGGCGUGCAGCGCGCGGAAGGUAUCCAGGAGAUGCGGCGGCUCUUGGAGCGCCAUCAUUAUGCGCGCCACACGUUGCAGAUGCGCAUCCACGAUGCGGAGCGCAUUUAUCGACAGCGCGACAUCGAUGAUCAGAGCAUCAUGCAGCUGCGCAAACAGCAGCAAAAACUGAAGCAGGAGCAGCAGGAGAAGGCAGCUGACAGUUUGGAAAUCAACAACAACGAUGUGUCCGGCACUCCGGAGCACGAACUGCUGAAGCUACCGCGACUUAAGUCGCCAGAGCUGCCGCAUUGGUAUAUAUCGCCCACUCAUGCCAAGGAAGACCCGAAGGAUAGCGAAUUCAAGCUCGACGAUGUUGACUUUGGCGGCACUGGCAUCUCCACUAAGGAGGUCAUCGCCGAGAUCCAGGAGGAAAUGGAGGACGACAUCAACAGCGAUAUGCUCUAUAUACCCACCAACUUCUCACUGCACGAAUAAUCGUAUACACUGACUAAAGAAAAAAAAAGAAAAAAAAAAAAAAAAAAAAAAAACAUAAAAAGACAAAGAAUGAACAUAUAAUAUUACUAUAAAUAUUGAGCACUCUACACUCAAUAUAAAUGCCUAAGACCUGAAGGAAUAUACGAAUAUUUGUAUACACUAUAAAAGGAAAAGGCAAAAUAUGAGCAAAUAUUGAAGAGCACAUAAAAAAUGAGUAUACAUAAUAUA